Messenger RNA from Trichoderma reesei QM6a, 2874 nucleotides. RefSeq lists its product as uncharacterized. The record is from RefSeq and is a predicted model, not a curated record. Lineage: Eukaryota; Fungi; Ascomycota; Sordariomycetes; Hypocreales; Hypocreaceae. The coding region runs from base 1 to 2874 and encodes 957 amino acids. The transcript has a single exon.
AUGGCAACCGCACUCUACACCCCCGAACGAGCAGCCGUUGCUCCGCCUGUCCACAAUAUGGAGGGGGCUGUCGACUGUCUUGCUUCCACGGACGACGCGACUACCGCCUCUCUCGCCCGCGGCUCUGCGUCUUAUCAUGGCGCGCUGCCUCCUCCCAACCCUCAAUUCUCGUUUCCCGCAGCGCCGCCCACACCGUCACACGAGUCGAUCGCCAAGCGGAGGCGACCCAUGUCCGCCGUCGAGAUGCACCGGCCCCUCAGCAUAGCCGUGGAUGGCUCUCGACACGCGGCGCUGCCGGCUUUCAGCUUCAAUCCGGGUGCCUCUCUUCCUCCAGACCCUCGUGCUUUUCUCAGCCCGCCUCAUUCUCCAAACUCCGCCAAGCAAACUCCCGGCGCCGCGUCCAACCGUCCAAUGGGCCACGGCCAUCGAAGGGGCGGCAGCGAGUUUGUCGGCGGCCGUCUUCGCGAAGGGAGCACGAUUGCCGUCAUGAGCACGAGCCCGCCAAAGAACGAAUUUGACUUGAAGACGCCCGCGCUACAGCCACCGCGCAGAGGACACCGCCGAGGCAUGUCUGCCACUAUUCCAGCAACUGACCUCCCCAUGCUCUUCGCGCCGCCAGCCAUCGGCUCUCUCCCCCAAGGAAACAGCGCUCCCAGUAGCCCUACAAUCAUGGGUCGAAAAGAGGAUCUGCCUCUCAUUGGCUUCGAGUUUCCCUUGCCGGAGCCCACCCAACUUGGAAAAGAUGACAAGACCGCAGGCAACUCCAAAGCACCGCUCCUGGCUCCCGACGAGGCCUGGAAGAUGGGUAAACCCAUGCUGCGUUCAAAGGUUGGGUUUUCGGAUACUCUGGAAUUUAUUCCCCGGCCCCUCUCACUCGUGUCUAAUGACACGUCGAGCACCAUAACCGCGCGACCGGGCCAUUCGGUCUCUGGCAGUGUAUCCUCCGUCAUCUCGGUUACUUCCAACAAUGGUCGAGAUGGCUCCGCUCCACUUUCGCGAACAGCGAGUGAACCUCAGGAGUCCCGACCCAGCACAGCAGGCGCCAUCCUGGAACGCACCGCGGAGCUGCAAAUUACCGAGGAGCCGCCUACUUCUCCCCGCCGCCGAAACUCGAUUCCUGCUCUCCUCAAUAUCGCCGACGCUGACGCCACAGAGUCGAACGUGUCCACCCCCUCCAAACCCGCCAAGCGCUGGUCCUUCUUCGGCCUAGAUGCCUUCGCCUCUGGAUCUCCCGUCAAGAGGCGGCCGAGCUCUUCCGGCUCUUCGGAAUGCGCCCCUCGCCCUGUUGAUAGAAUCUCUUGCUCUGAUCGUGGGUCGGAGUCUUCGCUAGACACUUCAGAAACCCCUUCAUCGAAGCACAAGAAGGGAAGCAAAAAGGGCGACAAGAAGAAGAAGAAGAGCAAAAAGGAAAGGAAGGAGGAGAAGAAGGAGAAGAAGAAGGAGGAGGAGAAGAAGGCCAAAGGGUGGGCUGGCUCCAUUCUUCCCUUGAAGGGUCACAAGAAGCGUGGCAAAUCAAGCGCAGUUCGACCACCAACGCCUCCAGCGUCUGUGUCGCAUCCUGACGACGACGAAGAGGAUGAAACAGAAAGGGACAUUCGAGAACCUUCGUUUGAACCGCCCACCAUCAGCAUCACCGAAUCGCCUCCCUUACCUGAGCCUUGCGAGCCGCCGAAGCGGCAUUCAGAGGAGGUCUCUUCUCCCAUGAUUGACCUGGAUGCCGCUCUCGGUCCUUUCAACACCCCCUUGUCCUAUAACCCGGAGUGGGAGGCUGCUCAGCGUGCCGCAGGCACGCCGAGUAGCAGGAGGCGCCUCCAUAGCGCUCAAGGACUCAAGGGCUUCAGUGGUCCAGGCAUGCAUUAUCACCGACGUGCCGAGUCGGCCCCUGACCUCCCUCCCUUUGAUUUCCGCUCUUCCAUGCACCGAUUCGGCAGCAGCUCCACCAUGGCUGACGUGUUUGAAGAGGAUGAAGAGGACGACGACGGAAAAGGCCACACCAGGACCCGGCUCGAAACCAGCGAGGAGACUAGCGAGGAAUCCGACGGCGAGACGACACCGCCCGCUGUCGGGCCUAUCUCGAAAGAAGCCUUUGGCGCCCCCAGCGACAAGGCGCUAGGGAAAAUGCGUCGCAGAAGCGCUGGCAUCAUGGAGAGAGAAUCUUUCAGCUCGCAAGCAGCACGGGCUGAUGCUUUCAAGAUCUCGCUCCAAGAUGAAACCAUUGCAGAGGAGUUUUCAAUGCCCAUAUUCCGCGCCCCUACCUUCCAAGGCCGCAGGGAUUCCGUCGACUCCGGGGCGCCCUCGGCCCCCUCUCCGCGACAGCUCCCUGUCACUGUCGAUAUGCCGGUGGAUGAUCAGCCUCUUGCUCUUCCCAGUGCUGGCAUUUCACCGCUUAGCCCUUACUCGGCUAGCUAUGCCUCGUCUCCCCAUCCCUCUCCGCGGACGCCAAUGUCGAUAGACGCCCAGCGUAUCUCUACGGCGCCGUCGUCCGUCACUGACGAUAGCUUCCAUUCUCUGCUCAUGGGAGAGCCGGGACCGGAAGUCAGGAUUUCGAUGGACUACGACGUCCCGUCCAUUGCGUCGAGCGCCUCUGCCAUGACUCGUGACAGCAGCUAUAUUCCCGCACCGCGACCGCGACAACCUCUUGCUCGUGAUCAGCGUCCGGUGUCCAUGUCAGCGCCAUUUGGGCGCAGGCGAUCGAGCUUGGCCAGCCUCAGCCGUCUCAUUAGCAGUUCCCACGGCGAGAGAAGCAAGCUCUCCAUGGAGGUGACUCUAGAUAAUGAGCCGGAGUCGAAAAAGUCCAAGAGCAAAACCAAGCGGCUUGGCCGGAUGAUGCAGUUUUGGAAACCGAACAAAGAUGAGAAAGACAAAGCCACUUGA